Closterium sp. Naga37s-1 is the source of this 5757-nucleotide messenger RNA. The record is from the annotation of a GenBank genome assembly. NCBI's taxonomy places the organism in Eukaryota, Viridiplantae, Streptophyta, Zygnematophyceae, Desmidiales, Closteriaceae.
AUGCUAGGUUCGGGAAAGGCGGUGUCUGCUGUCGCUGCAGGCGUUGCGGGUGGUUCCAGCGGCGGGGGUGGGUUCUCUGCGGUUGCUGCUAAGGCUGUGCCGUUGGGUCGGUCCGGCUCGUAUAAACUGACGGCUCUGGCGAUCGGAGCAGGAAGCAAGGGGGGAUUGGGCUUGGGAGCCGGGGGCGGUGAGAGAGGCAAGGACGGCGGGGAGAGGGCGAGAGCAGGAGAGGAACGCGGGAAAGAAGGGGGGGCAGGAGCAGGGGGAGCAGCAAAAUCUGCAGGGGUAGCAGGAGCAGCAGGGUUUGGAGGGAGGAAAGACGGGGGAACGGAGGGCUCUGGCAAAGGGGGUGAGAGGAAGGGAGAGGAGGCGAGAAAAGGCACAGGAGGAGGAGGAGGAGGUGGGUUAGGAGGAGGCGGUGAAGGGGGCGGAGGAGCGCGCGAGAGGGAGGGCGGAGAAAGGGAGGACGGGGACAGAGAGGAGGGUGCCAGGCGUAGGUUGGGAUUGGAUAGAGCAGGAUCGUAUAAGUCAGGAGGAUUGAUGAGAAAGAAGAAGCGAGUAGCGAGGUUUUUGGAGGAGGAAGAGGAGGAUGAGGAGGAGAAGGAUCGGAGGUUCAUUGCUUCGGAUGAUGAGGAUGAGAUGGAUGUGGGUGGGAGCAGAAGCGGAGGAAGGGGAGGAGACGCGCGGUACAGAUCGUGGAAGGAAGGAGGAGAGGAAGGUGCCGGGGAAGGUUCGGAGGAAGGUGCGGAGGAGGGGUUGUACGAAGGGGAUGAGGAAGAGGAGGAGGAUGAGCAAGUGGCAGGGUGGGACAGCGUGUGUUAUAUCUGUGAUGAUGGUGGCGACUUGGUGUGCUGUGACGGCCCGUGUAUGCGCUCUUUCCAUGUAGAGCCAGAUGAUGAGGAGGAGAAGCGGAGGGACAAGUUCCACUGCCCGACCAUUGGGUUGACAGAUAGUGAGGGUGCAGCAGGUGCAUCCGCGUCUGCUAGAGCUGCUGCUGCCGCUGCUGCUGAAUCAUCCCGGUCAGCACUGGAGAAAGAACAAGCAGCAGCAGCAGGAGCAGCGGCAGGAGGAGCAGCAGGAGCGGUGGGGGAGAAGGGGAAGGGGAAGAAGAGGUCGUGGAUUGAGAGGGAGAGGGAAGAGAGGGAGGCGGCUCUGAGGGCGAUGGAUAGCAUAGGAGGCAUUCAAAGCCGCAAGGGCGGGCUCACUCACAAGGAGAUGGUGCAGAGCUGGAACAAAGGCAAGGCCCCACGGCACAUGUUCCAGUACCCCUGUGACCUGGACGCGUCCAGAGCUCGCCUGAGCAAGAUUUUCGAGGAUGCUGCAAAGCAGGUCACAGAACAGACGGCCAAGGCCGGCCUUGCCGUCCCACGCAUGUACCAGCACUGCCACAACAACGCGGGCUCCGGCUCGGGCGGCAGCAACGCGGGCGGCAACAACAACAACAACAAUAACAACCAGGGCGGCAACCCUCGGAAGAUAGCACUGAGCAAGCUCGAGUCGAUUCUCCACGCAGGGGAGAAGGCUCGGAAUUUCCUAGCCAGGGAGUUGGAGCAAGCAGGAAUGAUAUCGGCCCAAGCGCUGCAGCAGGCAAUGAAUCUCUGCCCGGAAAAGCAACUCCAUCAGCUGAACGUAAUCGGGGGUACACUGCGGGUAUACCUCUCCCCGUACGUGCACGGGCAGCGGUACACGUCGUUCGGGCGGCAUUUCACGAUGCCUGAGAAGCUUAACGAGGUGGUGGAGCGGCUGGUGCCUUAUAUGGAGGAUGGGGACGUGCUGGUGGAUUUCUGCUGCGGGGCGAACCACUUCUCGCUGAUUGCGAGGCAUCGGUUAGAAGAGGCGGGGAAGCGGUCUGCGUUUGCCAACUUUGACAUCAUGCGGCCUCCCAAUGAGUUCUGCUUCGUCAAGAGAGACUGGUUCUCUGUCAAGAGGAACCAGCUCCCUCACAGCAAUCGCCUUAUCAUGGGCCUCAACCCGCCCUUCGGCGUGCGAGGGCAACUCGCUUCGAAUUUUUCGAGCCGUGCCGCCUCCGUCUUCCGACCCAAGCUCAUCAUUCUCAUUGUCCCUCCGGAGACGCGACAGCUGGGCCCACUUGGGUAUACGCUACUGUGGAGGGACGAGAAGAUUUUUGAGAAUCGCGCGUUCUACUUGCCAGGGUCGCAUGAUAAGGACAACAAGACGAUGAACCAAUGGAAUAACAUCCCCCCGCCUUUAUACCUCUGGUGCCGCAAUGACCUCGUCCACCACUACGGUCCUUUGGCUGACCGCCUCGGGCACACAAGGGGCCUCUUCUCUUCUCCACGGCCCAUGCCUCCCUCGCUGCUCGCAGAGCUAAAAGUUGCAACCUCCAUCUCCACCUCAGGUCUCGACCCUGGUUUCAUCGCUGCUGCUGAAGCGCAAUCUCUUAUACUUCUCGGACCUAACAUCUGGGCUCGGGCUGGCUGUGGCUUGGCUGAGGGAAGAGCUUCGGGAGAUGAAAUUGGGGGUGCUGAUGAAGGUGGUGGUGUUGUUGGUGGUGGUGAUGUUGGUGGUGGUGGUGAUGAUGCUGCUGCUGGUGCUGCUGUUGGUAAUGGGGAUGGAGGGCAGCAGCUAUAUUUGGAAGAGAGGGAGAAUGAAGGAGAGGAGAUGGUUGGGCUGGAUGUCCUGGGCAUUGAUAAGGGCGGAGGAGGAGGAGAGGGAGAGCUGGAGGGUAGAAAGAUGGUGGGGACGAAACAGCUUCGGAGGGAGGAGGAGGAUGUGAAUGCGAAACGGAUUGUGAAGGUGAAGGGGGAGUAUGAUUGUAUGGGGGAUAAAGGAGUGGGUGAUAAUGGCAGCGGUGGGAUUGAUGGGGCCGGGUUGGGAGGUGAGAGGUUGGGAGGAGAGAAGAGGUUGGCGGUUGGUGGGCUGAGUCCGAGAGUGAAGAGCUGGGCAGAGCAGCAGGACCACAGGCGUGGGCGAGAAAGGGGUGGGCAUGGAGGAGAGGGUGCACGGUACGAGAGAGAGAGGGGCUGGCAGGAGGAGGGAGGGCCUGUGCGGCAGGGUGUUGAUGAGCGACCAGGCAGGCGCUAUGGUGAGGGGAGUGAUAGGGCCUGCCAUUAUGGUAGGGAUCGUGGGCGAAGCACAGAAAGAGGGGCUGAUGGUUGGCUGGAGAGGCGGGGUGAUAGAGGUGUUGAGAGGGGUGGUGAUGGGAGACAGUAUGGUGUGAGGGAGCGCGAGCAUCGGUACAUGCGUGGGAGGGAUGUGGAUGGGGGAGAGAGAAGGGAGGGGGGGUAUGAGGAGCGGGGGGGUGGGAGGAGAGGAGAGGAGGCGUGGAACGAGCGGCGCGAGAGAAAGUAUCGAGAGGCAGAGGAGAGGGGGCAGAGGGAGCGGGAAGCGGCAGAAGGAAGAGAAGCAGAAGCAGGAGAGUUUUCCAGCCCACACCCCCCCAUGUUCGUCAGCCCUCAAAACUCCCUCUCAGGCGCCAUUGGGGUCCCCAUUUCAUUCGGCCAACAACUGGAGGGUGCGCUCUCUGCUGCCAACAGUGUUCCCUUGGGCGGUCAGGGCAUGCAAGGAGGAGUGGUGUCUGCUGUUCCUCCUGGGUUCGGCCCGGACGAAGGGCAGCAAGGUGGCUUUCUUUUUCCUGGAGAAGGAGAGGGCGGCUUGAGGCAGCACGAGGGGAGGGGGCUUGAGGCAGCACGAGGUGAGUGCGAGGCAGAGGGAUUAGGCCAGCCCCUGGGGGGUGCGCUCUCUGCUGCCAACAGUGUUCCCUUGGGCGCCCCCGGCAUGCAGGUGCGAGUGGUGGCUGCUGUGCCUCCGGGGUUUGGUUCGGACGAGGGGCAGCGGGCGGGCUUCAUACUCCCUGGAGCUCUUUCUGGCGAGCACGAGCAGGGUUUACGUGCAGCUGGCGGCCCGGGGGGGGCUGCUGCUGUACUUGUUAGUAGCUCAGGGCGCAUCCUCAGAGGAGCCGAUCAGAUGGAGAGUUUCCUGCGCAACGCAGAGAGGCUCGAAGCGGGGGGAGCAGCAAUGGGGGGAGCCGAUCAAAUGGAGAGUUUCUUGCGCAAUGCGGAGAGGCUGGAGGCAGCAGGAGCAGCGGCAGGAGGAGCAGGAGGGGGACGGGGAGGAGGAGGGGGAGAAGGGGGGUUUGGGAUGGCUGGAGGUGGUUUGGGCUCUCCUACCCCACAGCUGCAGUCUGCAGCAGCAGCGGGUGCAUUGGGUGCUGGUGAUGCAGGGAGGGGGGAUUUCGGCAGCUUUCUCCGCAAUGCAGAGCGGUUGGAAGCGGUGCAUGGGGGGAGAUAUGGGGAGAUGCGCGGUGACAUGGGUGGGGGCAUGGGAGGGGCCAUGGGUGGGCUGCAAGGAGAACUGGCAGGCGGCAUGAGAAGUGCAUCCAUGGGACCCAUGGGGCCUGUGAUCCGCAUGCACGUACCGCCGUUCGACCCGCAUGCGCCCCCACCCCCUCACAUGUCUCUCCGUGGGCCCAUUCCCCCGGGCUUUGAAGAUGGACCCCCCUUUCCAGAGCCGCGUUUCGGAGGUGCACCGCCUCACAUGCAGCAGCAGCAGCUGGGAGAUCCAAUGGAGCCUCUUACUGAGGUUGCGCCGGUGACUGUGCGGAUGGUCGGCACGCAUCGUGUGAUGGUUGUUGCAGAUUCGCCCGUCCGCCCACCACCGAUGGAGCUCCCGAGGUCCAUGGAUCCCUUUUCCCCCAACAUGCCACUCGAAAUGCAAGGCGGAAGGCCUCCCUUCUUCUCCCAGCAGCAGCAACAGCAGAUGCCGCCACAGCAUUUUGGUGAAAGCGUCCAGAUUCGUGGAAUUCACGAGCGGGGGUUCCCGGGACCGCCUCACCACAUGAUGCAAGGCCCGCCGGACCUUCUUCCUCCACGUGGUGAUUCUUUUCGACCGCAAGGCCCCCGAGGAGAAUUCUUCCCUUCUCCUCAAGGGGGACCACAUGGGCCUCCCCCAUAUGGCCCUCCCCUUCAUGGGCCCCCGUUUGGCCUGCCACCAUUUCUCAAUGAUCAAGGACCUAGAGGGCCUUUCCGUGGCUUUCCCCCCAUGGACCCCCGUGGAGGAGUGGAGGACCAUCCGCGUUUUGGUGGUCGAGGCCCGUUCGAUGGUGCCGCCCGCGUGCUACACGUUGCAUUCUUCGCGGCACUGGUGGCCCUUGCCUACUCGGACGACGAUAAGGAUUAUGAGCGUUUUAACUCUCUGCUGAUUGGAGCCAACGAGGUUCCAAAGAACAACACCGAAGCUGCCAGGAAAGCUGUCGGGGACAAACGAGGGAUGGUCCACAUGAAGCUUAAGAUCUACAAGGAGGAUGGCAAGCCUACAUGGCUGGAGUAUUCGGUGAAAGCGUUGAAGCUGGAAGGCGAGAUGCCGCCAACCAAGACGCACAUACACCCAGGGAACAAGGGGCAGAACAACCCCGUGCUGCUGGACCUGCCGUGCUCGUACGAGAGGAAGAGCCGCACCGACUGGCGCUGCAAGGGCUCCCUCGGGAAGAAGGAGCACGAACGCACCAACGACCUCGUGUCAGCGCUUAAGGAUAUCUCCAAGAAUCCGAAGGGGCACUAUGGGAAUAUUCACACGAAGAACCUCAAUGUGACGAUAUAUGAGGCUUUCCUUGCCGCGUCGUUGGUCGCGAAUGCUUACGCCGCUGGUUCCAGAAAAGACGCUCCGUUUUCUACCGACGCUUUAGGUGCCACCCUGUUGGGCAAGCUCGAGAUUCCCAAGAAUGGCUCCAAAGCUGCCAGGAACGCCGUGGGCGACCCACGCGGAUCGGUUGUAAUGAGACUGGAUAUCCACAUGUGA